Leptosia nina is the source of this 3399-nucleotide messenger RNA. Lineage: Eukaryota; Metazoa; Arthropoda; Insecta; Lepidoptera; Pieridae. The record is from the annotation of a GenBank genome assembly.
AUGGGCUGGCGCGCCGAGCAAACGCCGCACAUCGCCGCCGGCCUGCUCCUUCUCUUGUUAGUCUAUCUGCCGGUUACCUGCCACCAAGACCAUCAAGAUGCCGUGCACAUUACGGCGAUCCUCGGUGAGAGCGUGGUGUUCAAUUGCCAGGUGGACUUCCCCGAAGACAUACCCGUGCCGUACGUGCUGCAGUGGGAGAAGAAGGGUCAGGACAUACCGAUUUACAUCUGGUACGAGAGCUAUCCGACGCACAGCGGAGAGGGAUAUGAGGGCCGAGUGUCGCGCGUGGCUCCGGACUCGCCAUAUGGCGCCGCCAGCCUCAACCUCACUAAUAUACGGGAGUCGGAUCAGGGAUGGUAUGAAUGCAAGGUGGUGUUCCUCAACCGGUCGCCGAAUCAACACAAGAACGGAACGUGGUUCCACCUGGACGUGCAUGCCCCGCCGCGGUUCUCUAUCACGCCGGAGGAGAUUAUAUACGUCAACCUAGGAGAUGCCAUUAUCCUCAACUGCCAGGCGGAAGGCACACCAACCCCAGAAAUAUUGUGGUACAAGGAUGCAAAUCCUGUGGAGCCAUCGGGCACAGUGGGCAUCUUCAAUGACGGCACUGAGCUGCGGAUCAGCAACAUUCGGCAUGAAGAUAUCGGGGACUAUACGUGCAUUGCGCGAAACGGGGAAGGCCAAGUGUCCCAUACAGCACGCGUCAUCAUCGCUGGCGGAGCAGUUAUCACUAUGCCACCAACAAAUCAAACGAAGCUAGAAGGAGAGAAGGUACAAUUUUCCUGCGAAGCCAAAGCGUUACCUGGCAAUGUGACAGUGAAAUGGUUCCGUGAAGGCGCCCCGGUCUCUGAAGUGGCAGCUCUUGAUACGAGGGUCACUAUCCGACGCGAUGGUGCUCUAGUGAUUAAUCCAGUUGCAGCUGAUGAUUCGGGACAGUACCUGUGCGAAGUGUCCAACGGGAUUGGUGACCCACAGAGUGCUUCCGCCUAUUUGAAUGUGGAAUAUCCGGCAAAAGUGACGUUCACACCGACAGUACAAUAUCUUCCAUUUCGACUUGCCGGGGUAGUACAGUGCUACAUAAAAGCAAAUCCACCUCUCCAGUAUGUCACAUGGACGAAGGAUAAAAGACUCUUGGAGCCCUAUCAAACGAAAGAUAUUGUGAUAAUGAACAAUGGCUCCCUGCUGUUCACUAGAGUAAAUCAGAAUCACCAAGGCAGGUAUACCUGUACACCUUACAAUGCACAGGGCACACAAGGAUCUUCAGGACCCAUGGAGGUACUGGUCAGAAAGCCACCCGUGUUCACAGUAGAACCAGAACCGUUGUACCAAAGAAAGGUUGGAGAAUCGGUGGAGAUGCAUUGUGAAGCACAGGAAGCUGAAGGAACACAACGUCCCACCGUUGUGUGGAGACGAAGGGAUGGUCUUCCGUUGCAGAAGAGCAGAGUAAGAGCCUUAGGAGGAAACGUCACUAUUGACACACUACGUCGGCAGGACUUUGGGAUCUAUCAAUGUGUAGCUUCUAACGAGGUGGCAACAAUAGUUGCCGAUACGCAGCUGGUUAUAGAGGGAACUCAGCCACACGCACCGUACAAUGUUUCUGGCACUGCCACUGAGUUUCAAGUGACACUAAGAUGGCAGCCGGGAUACGCUGGGGGGCCGGACUACAAGCAGGAUUACACAAUCUGGUAUCGGGAGGCUGGUUUCUCGGAGUGGACCAAGGUGCCCGUUACGCCUUCCGGAGCGACCUUUGUCACAAUCAAUAGGCUGCAACCGGGGACCACGUAUGAAUUUCAAGUCAAUAGCAAAAACACUAUCGGAGAAGGAAUGAUGAGCAAGGCUAUUACCAUAAGGACUCUUGAUGUAGGUGCGAAACCAAAGACUACCCCGACCGCCGCGGGACCAGUAGAUGAAAAGAUCUUUCAGAACGCUCCUGAGGGAUCUGGUCCAAAACCUGGCCAGCCCCGCAACCUAACCGUGACUGAAGUACACAACGGGUUUCUUAUCUCGUGGCAGACUCCGCUAGAUCGCUCGCAUCUCGUUCAAUAUUACACCAUCAAGUAUAGAACUGAUGCUCAAUGGAAGACGCUCAAUAGGGGACAGAUACGCCCUGAAGAAACCAGCUAUCUUGUGAAAAAUUUAGUCGGCGGCCGCACGUAUUACUUCCGCAUCUUAGCGAAUUCGGCGACGAGCUACGAAAGUUCUGACGAAGUGAGAUUCGCCGUCCCCGCGCGGGUGAAGCACAAAGCUAUCACCGCCGGCGUCGUCGGGGGAAUAUUGUUUUUUAUAGUCGCCAUAAUACUUUCCGUGUGCGCUGUCAAGAUAUGCAACAAGCGUAAGAGACGCAAACAGGAGAAAGCAUACAACAUGGUAGCCGCGAGACUCACCGACCUUCGCGCCGCUGACAGCACUCAAGUGCCUUUUAAAAAAUUUAGAGAAAGCGGAAUAUCGAGUAUAGUGCAAUGUUUGCGAUUUACGGCAAACUGGAUCUGGCCGCCGACAAGGUGCGCUGAGGAGGGCGCCAUGCCGUACUGGGUUCGCGUCUCACCCUCUCCCUCCCACCACUCCGCAUCGCCAGCCCCUUCCUCGUCCGACGACGGAGGCUUCCUCCCGCGAUUGAGGGCGCCGCUCCAGCCCACCGCUGCGCCGCCGCUCUUCCGCGCCUCGUCACCCGCCGUCGCGCACUGGUCACCUUGGCCUCCAUGGGCGCCGUGGGUACCGGCGUGGACGCCGUGGUCGCCGCUCCAUAUAUCUGAUCUUAGUUCAGUUCCUUUCCCGAGCUCCGCCGACGGCUCCUUUCCGACGCCUCCGUCAUUUUUGUUGCGGCCGCCAAGACAAUCGAACGAUUCACGUGUCCUGUGCAAUGCUUUAAGCCGUACGCGAUGGCGACCCGUUCCGCGACACGCGCGUCCUCGUCCCGGCACCGAUCCGCCUCCACCUCACGAGGCGUCCCCGGAGAGUCGCUCGUCGUCGAGCGGGUUCGGUAGCAAGAACGCGUCCUCAUCUCAGCACAAUCGCAGCAGUCGCACUGGUAGCUUAGCGGAAUGGCGACCGCCGCCGUACAGGGCACCGCCCCCAGCCCCCGUGCCGUCGCGGCCCGAAUCGGGUGAAGCUGUGGACGCCGGGUCCGUGGACGUGCACUAUGAAUGGGAUCGCGCCACACGCACACCCACCCCGUCGACGCCGGAACGUACCCGGGCACGGCCCUCGCGCGACGAUGUGGAAGCGCGAGUACGCGCCAUGAAGGAGGAGUUCUUGGAGUUUCGAAAGCGCCAGGCGCUACGACGGCGUUCCCCUGACCCGCUCGCCCCGCCGCCUCCGAUGUCCUCGCUUUCGGCGAUCGCUCCCCUGUCGCCCCUCGCUCCCCUAGCUCCGGCGCCGGCUCCCGCGGAGACUGUCUGCUGA